AGGCGUGCUGGCGCCCAAAUACACUUUGCGACGUCGCGGCGCCCAGGGCCCAGCCCUUGUCGGGAAGAGACGUGUUAAAGUAGUCCCUUUACCACAAGGAAUAGGGGCUUCCUUUCACACCGCACGCUCUAAAGUGAUAUAAACGUUAUCUCCAGGACCGAGAAAAGGUAGUUUUAUAAAUCCGAGUUUCGGUCCUCCAUAAUCCCGAGACCGGAAAUGUCGCAAUCCAUCCACGCGUCGCACCUCUUGUCGCCGCUGUCCCGCACCUCUCGACGCAACCUUCCCCGCCUCCGCCCCACACACUUUGCAUCACACCUCUCCUAUGAGGCACGGCGAGCUGACUGUGGGGGGAGCCCGCGGGUCGUUCAAGACCAACUUGAGCAACGAUUCAGUGAAACUUAGAUUUUUUUAAAAAAAUUACUAAGAAAGAGCCUAGAGCUACCCCGACAGGUAAUCUCAAGCAACAGAGCUGAUGGCUCCAAGAGAUUACCUGAGACCUAUUAACAGAACCGCAACCCUACUCAGAGGACCUCGCUGAGGCUGGAGGGCUAUGAUGUCAUAAGGGGCUUCUCGGCCCUGACCAGGUCCCUUGACUGUGAUUGGUUGAUUCGGAGAAGGGCGAUGAUGGAGAAGGGCGGGAGCAAAUUACAGAGACAAAGAAAGUCUUUGGGUGUGACAAUUAGAGAAGGGCGUGCGAAGGGGCUCCCAGGCUGUAGUCUCUAUAUAGUCUUGUUUUCACCUGCUCCAGCGCCAGGGAGCAGAGGCCGAGGAGGUCCAGCCUGACCCUGAGCCCCAGCGCCCCCCGCCCACCGCGGUGAGGGCAGGGCCAAGGGGCGGAGCUAUGUGGAGUUGGGAGGCUGGGCCGAGUAAUUGAAGUGGCUGCCAAGUUGAGCCAUGGAGAAGCCCGAGUCUCUCGCGUCGGUUAGCGGCCUCACUGCGGAAUCCCCUCGGGGGGUUCCUAGGGCAGUACCAGGAGGUGUCCGAGGUAUACAAACAGACACCGGAAGUCCCUCCGGAGUAGUCUUGUUUCCUGGUUCUGGCCCCCUCUUGCAUUCCGGGGGCACUGUAAUUCGUAGUCGUGGUCCAAUCCAGCCCUCUGAAGGGGUAGUGACCCUCAGUUCCAGACCCAGUCUGCAUCACGGGGAGGUUGCAGGUUGUAGCCUUGGGUCCAGCAAAUCCCCUGGCACUGAAACCGGUGCAACUAGGGCGUCCAUCCCUGGACCGGGGGAGCCUAAAGUGUCCAGCUCGGAGAAUAGUCCACACUCCGGGUCAGCUCCCUUGAACUCUCAAAACUGUGAGGAGCGUCCCCGGAGCAUCCUAAAAAACAGCAGUUCCUUCAUGAUGAAGAAAACCUCCAGUACGGAGAAGAAAUCUCAGCGCUGGGAUGAGAUGAACAUCUUGGCUACCUACCACCCCGCUGACAAAGACUAUGGCUUUAUGAAGGUGGAUGAACCCGGCACCCCCUACCACAGACUGCCCGACAAUGACAAGGACCUGUCUGCAGGGUCUUCUCUGAAGGUGACCCCUGAAGCACUGGCAGAGAGGUUUGCCACAAUGGACAAUUUCCUCCCCAAGGUCCUCCAGUAUGGAGACAACAAAAGCCCAAGGACUGCAGAUAGCUUUGCCAAGACUGACUCCAGUGAUUUUGACAAGCACCGAAAGAUACACUACAGUGAAGGCAAAUUCCUGAAGGCCCCGAGAAACCUGCCUUUGGCCAAUGAGGACGAGAGCAGUGGGGCUAGUGCCAGCAUCAGCAGUAGUAAUCAAAGUGUGGUGAUGGACCUGAAGUCCAGGCCUGUGGACAAAGGCUGGGCAGGAAGACUGGCCACAGGAGUCAAAAACGAGACUGUCCUGGUGACUGACAGCCAUGCCCUAGGCACCAAAGAUUCUGCCACUUACAGAAACCAGUUCCCCUCAGCUUCAGACUCUACCGUGGGGGAGCAGACUAAUCUACAGCGCAAGGAGUAUUACAGUAAAGGAAGAUACCUGAGGUCCUGUUCCCACCCAGAGCUUGCAGAGGAUAUAGAAGAUGAAGAACAGGACAGUUCUUCAGGCCUGAUCUGGGUUACUGAGAAUCCCAAAGGCACUUCAGGCAAUGGGUCUCAAGUGGCAUCCAACUGUUGGGCUAAGGGGCUGACACACCGAAGCCCAGGGAACUCAGAAAAGGAACAUGGAAGUAACCAGAACCCUCCAUGCUGGAACGGAUGCAGACAUGAGCCUGGGCAGAGGCAAGGGGAUGAAAGCUUGUGGCUCCCGUGGACUCAGGACAAAGAGCCUAGACCGUGGAAAAUGUAGCCGGCUGAGGAUGGGGUGAGGACAGCCUUCCCCUGCCCUUCCCACUCUAACAGUGGACAAUAAAGACAACAUCAGGAACCAGACUGGGACCGCUCUAUCGAGGAUUGGGAGAGUUGGGGGUGUGGGAGUGUCCAUGUACAAUAAAUCAGGAAAGCAGAGCCAAGAGAAGGAAGCUGAGCACAACCCAAGGGACUGGACUCCUAGGAGCAAGUACUUAGGGGCUAGGGCAGCAAAUCACAAAUUUGAGCAUAAGUUGUUCUACAUGAUGAGAUUCUGUUUCAAAGCAUAAAACAAAACUUAGGAUUUAAAAAAAUUCACUAUCCGUUUUAUUCACUUCAUGUAGUACACCUGUUGGCGGUCAAAGGAACUUUGCAGAAUCAAUUCCACUGGAGAUCAAACUCAGGUUGUCAGGCUUGCUGUGUGGCAAGCACUUUUACCCAGUGAACCACCUUGCUGGCCCCCUAGGAUUUUUUAAAUUUUAUAAUUAUUAUUACUAUUUUUUUUUAAUUUUCGAGAUAGGGUUUCUCUGAAAUUUUUGGUGCCUGUCCUGGAACUAGCUCUUUUUUUUUAAAUUUAUUUAUUAUGUAUACAAUAUUCUGUCUGUGUGUAUGUCUGCAGGCCAGAAGAGGGCAUCAGACCUCAUUACAGAUGGUUGUGAGCCACCAUGUGGUUGCCGGGAAUUGAACUCAGGACCUUGGAAACAGCAGGCAAUGCUCUUAACCACUGAGCCAUCUCUCCAGCCCCCUGGAACUAGCUCUUGUAGACCAGGCUGGCCUCGAACUCACAGAGAUCCGCCUGCCUCUGCCUCCCAAGUGCUGGGAUUAAAGGCGUGCGCCACCACCACCUGGCUAUUAUUACUAUUUUUGUUGAGACAGAGUUUUUCUAUGUAGCUUUUGGCUGUCUUUCUGGAACUUACUCUGUAAACCAGGUUAGCCUCAAAUUCACAGAGAUCUGCCUACCUUACCUCCCAAGUGUUGGGAUCAAAGGUGUGUGUCACCACAGCCUGGCAAAACGUAGGAUCUUGAAAAGGCCCAAGCUUG
Molecule: messenger RNA, 3335 nt
Organism: Alexandromys fortis (reed vole)
Lineage: Eukaryota; Metazoa; Chordata; Mammalia; Rodentia; Cricetidae
Exons: 9
Coding region: 895-2295 (466 amino acids)
Biological process (GO): regulation of signal transduction
Molecular function (GO): protein phosphatase inhibitor activity
Source: RefSeq, a predicted model, not a curated record